Messenger RNA from Lycium barbarum (goji berry), 1899 nucleotides. Its product is annotated as receptor-like protein EIX2. The coding region runs from base 1 to 1899 and encodes 632 amino acids. NCBI's taxonomy places the organism in Eukaryota, Viridiplantae, Streptophyta, Magnoliopsida, Solanales, Solanaceae. The transcript has 2 exons. The record is from RefSeq and is a predicted model, not a curated record. Gene Ontology annotation, molecular function: protein binding.
AUGGUGUUUGAUCUAAGUAAUCUUGAAUAUCUUGCGCUAACCAAUAGUAGUAUUGAAGGUGCAAUAUCGAGUAAGAUCGGAAACAUAACAAACCUUAAAUAUCUCUAUCUUUUUGAUAAUAUGCUUUCUGGAAAGUUACCAAAUUUAAUUGGAAAGUUAAAGAAAUUAGAAUAUCUUUAUCUCUCAAAUAAUCUAUUUGAUGGGGAAGUAUCUGAAUUAUUCAACGGUAGGAGUAAUUUCUUUAAAGCAGAAAUGGGAAAUAGUUCUUCUCUGAGUUAUUUGUAUCUAGGCUACAAUAAACUCACUGUAACUCUUCCAAAAAGUCUUGGCCAACUUUCAGUGCUAGAAGAACUUUACAUCCAUCACAAUAGGUUGGAAGGUGUUGUAACAGAAAGUCAUUUCUCCGAAUUAACACAAUUAAAGAUCUUCUCUGCAUAUAGAAAUAGUCUGACUUUAAAAGUGAGUGGAAAUUGGAUUCCUCCUUUUCAAUCCAGGGACAUUGAAAUAGGCGGCUGGAAUAUAGUGGCUCCGAACUCAGAAGAUGAUAACGCGAAACCAAUUUGUUGUGAGAUUCCAAUCAUCUCAACAGCUUCUUGGUUAGUUGGAAAUGGAGAUGGUUUACAUAAUCCUGGGUUCAUGUACUUGGGUUUCAACAAAUUUAGUGGGCCACUACCGUUGAUUCCAACCACUGUAACUGAGCUAGAUCUCUCGAACAAUUCUUUUUCAAAAGGUUUAUCUAAUUUUUUGUGUGAAUCAAAGGAUGGAUCAUACAAUUUGGAUUAUUUAAAUCUUGGGGAGAAUGAUUUGUCAGAAGAAAUUCCUGAUUGUUGGAUGAAUUGGCCAAGGUUGAGAGUUUUAAUCUUGAGGGACAAUAACUUGAUUAGUGGCAUACCAAGAUCCAUGAAGGUUUUGAGUAAUAUGCAAUCCUUGGACUUCCGAAGAAAUAGACUUAAUGGUCUAUUUCCUUCAUCCUUGGGAAACUGCACAAAAUUGCACAAAAUAGAUUUAGCUGAGAAUGAGUUUGUUGGGAAAUUACCAUCUUGGUUGGGAUUGAGGUUUCCAACCUUGAUAUUCCUUAUCCUUCGGUCCAAUAAAUUUGAUGGUGAGUUGCCUCAAGAACUUUGUCACCUCAAAGAUCUUCAGAUCUUAGACCUUGCAAACAAUGCAUUUGUUGGAAUCAUACCAAGGUGUAUUGGCAAUUUUAGUGCAAUGGUCAAAGGAAAAAAGGACGUGGAAGAUUAUGAGUUAUAUUAUUCAUUUAUUGUUGGAGUUCAAAGAGAGAGUGCAAUGGUGAUGACUAAAGGCAACAUGUACCAGUAUGACACCAUUUUGGCGUUGUUUACAAGUAUGGAUAUGUCUAGCAAUAAUCUUUCCGGAGACAUUCCUGUAAGUCUAAUACGUCUUGCAGGAUUAAGAUCAUUUAAUAUUUCAAAAAAUAAUCUAAUUGGUAGAAUUCCAAAUGACGUUGGUGACAUGAAAGUAUUGGAAUCUGUUGAUAUUUCAGAAAAUCAGCUUUAUGGUCAAAUCCCACGAAGCUUUUCAAGUUUGUUCACUUUGAGCUACUUGAAUCUAUCUGAUAACAAUUUAUCAGGUAUGAUACCAUUGAGCACUCAACUUCAAAGCUUUGAUCCCACGAGUUUUCAAGGAAACAAACUCUGCGGGAUUCCACUCUUGGUGAACUACAGUUCAGGUGGUAAAACUCCAAAUCAUGAGUAUGAAGAAGAUGAGAGUGACAAAGAUGAAGUGGAUUGGUUCUACAUUUCAAUGGCAAUAGGAUUUUCACUAAGCUUUUGGGGUGUAAGUGGUUCACUGCUUUUCAAGAGAUCGUGGAGACAUGCUUAUUUUCGUUUCUUAGACCAUAGUUGGGAAAUGUUGCUUGCAAAGGCUCCGAUAUGUUGA